Acanthoscelides obtectus is the source of this 249-nucleotide messenger RNA. The record is from the annotation of a GenBank genome assembly. Lineage: Eukaryota; Metazoa; Arthropoda; Insecta; Coleoptera; Chrysomelidae.
AUGGAGUUAAAGGAUGCCACCGUUAUAAUCUGGCCAGAAUUCGGCUCAAAGACGGACAAGUGCCUGUAUCGCGAAUCAGGAUGGUUCAUGAAACUGUGCUCCAAGACACAACAUGAUCCGGUAUGGAUACAUCGGAUGGUUACAUCCACUCGCCGUAAAGCCAAAGACGGGCUUACCAACUUAUUCAUAACGACCAGACGUCAAUCAAGUGAAACCCGGAUCCCGCACUGUGAUAGCGGGAUGGAUUAA